UUUUUUAAUUAUUUUUUAAUUAAUUAAUUUUUUUCGGUCGCUCGCGUCACAUUGACAUUUAUUAUUUGAAGCGGCAGAUUCCCGGAGCGUUGCUUUCCCCUGACAUCAUCCUCAUCCUCCUCCUCCUCAUCCUCCUCAUCGUCGCUCGGUGUGAACGGGCAUCCUCGGUGGUCGUCGACGGGAAUCCGGGGGAUUGACAGGAUCCGGGUGUCGGUUCUGAGGGAAAGCGGGUCUGUCGGCGGGAGUAACGGUAACGGUAACGGUAUGGCUGACGACGACGUGCUGUUCGAGGAUGUGUACGAGCUCUGCGAGGUGAUCGGGAAGGGUCCGUUCAGUGUGGUGCGAAGAUGCAUCAACAGAGACACUGGACAGCAGUUCGCUGUGAAGAUUGUAGAUGUGGCCAGUUUCACCUCCAGCCCUGGACUCAGUACAGAGGAUCUGAAGCGAGAGGCGAGUAUCUGUCACAUGCUCAAACAUCCUCACAUCGUGGAGCUGCUGGAGACCUACAGCUCCGACGGGAUGCUCUACAUGGUCUUUGAGUUUAUGGAUGGAGCCGAUCUGUGCUUCGAGAUCGUGAAGAGGGCCGAUGCCGGCUUCGUCUACAGCGAGGCGGUGUCCAGCCACUACAUGCGGCAGAUACUUGAAGCUCUGCGCUACUGCCACGAUAACAACGUCAUUCACAGAGACGUCAAGCCUCACUGUGUGCUGCUGGCCUCGAAGGAGAACUCUGCUCCUGUUAAACUGGGCGGCUUCGGUGUGGCGAUUCAGCUGGGCGAGUCAGGGCUGGUGGCUGGAGGUCGGGUAGGGACCCCUCACUUCAUGGCUCCUGAAGUGGUCAAGCGAGAGCCGUACGGGAAGCCGGUGGAUGUUUGGGGUUGCGGGGUCAUUCUCUUCAUCCUGUUGAGCGGCUGUUUGCCUUUUUACGGCACCAAGGAGCGUCUGUUUGAAGCCAUCGUGAAAGGAAAGUACAAGAUGAACCCGCGGCAGUGGAGUCAGAUCUCUGAGAGCGCUAAAGACCUGGUGCGACGCAUGCUAAUGCUGGACCCGGCCGAGAGAAUCACCGUCUAUGAGGCGCUCAACCAUCCCUGGCUCAAGGAGAGAGAUCGCUACUCGUACAAGACCCACCUGCCCGAGACGGUGGAGCAGCUGAGGAAGUUCAACUCUCGGAGGAAACUGAAGGGCGCCGUCCUUGCUGCCGUCUCGAGUCACAAGUUCAACUCGUUCUACGGCGACCCUCCUGAAGACCUCCACGAUUUCUCAGAGGACCCCACGUCUUCAGGAUUGCUUGCUGCAGAAAGGGCCGUAUCUCAGGUUCUGGACAGUCUGGAGGAGAUCCACGCGCUGACCGACUGCAGUGAGAAAGAUCUGGACUUCCUGCACAGCGUCUUCCAGGACCAACAUCUGCACACACUGCUGGAUCUGUACGACAAGAUUAACACCCGCUCGUCGCCGCAGAUCAGGAAUCCGCCCAGUGACGCCGUCCAGAGAGCCAAAGAGGUGUUGGAGACGCUCUCCUGUUAUCCUGAGAACAUGGAGGCAAAAGAGCUGAAGAGAAUCCUGACACAGCCGCAUUUCAUGGCGCUGCUGCAGACGCACGAUGUCGUGGCUCAUGAGGUUUACAGCGACGAGGCGCUGCGAGUGACGCCUCCACCCACGUCCCCUUACCUCAACGGAGAUUCGCCCGAGAGCGUCAACGGAGACAUGGACCUGGAGAACGUCACGCGUGUGCGCCUGGUACAGUUCCAGAAGAACACGGACGAGCCCAUGGGCAUCACUCUGAAGAUGAACGAUCUGAACCACUGCAUCGUGGCUAGAAUCAUGCACGGCGGGAUGAUCCACAGACAGGGGACGCUGCACAUCGGAGACGAGAUUCGUGAAAUCAACGGCAUCAGUGUGGCCAAUCAGACUGUGGAGCAGCUCCAGAAGAUGCUGCGGGAGAUGCGAGGCAGCAUCACCUUCAAAAUUGUGCCCAGUUACCGCAGUCAGUCUCUGUCCUGUGAUAAAGAUUCGCCUGAACUGUCCGGACAGUCUCCUGCGAACGGCCACUCCAGCGUCACCAGCUCCAUCUUAGAUCUGCCAUCAACUAUCCAGCCCAAAGGAAGACAGAUCUCCAGACCUGCAGUCAAGGAUAAAAUGUUUCGGAAGAUUUACGUUCGAGCGCAGUUCGAGUACGAUCCUGCUAAAGAUGACCUGAUUCCCUGUAAAGAGGCUGGCGUUCGUUUCCGGGUGGGUGACAUCAUCCAGAUCAUCAGUAAGGAUGAUCAUAACUGGUGGCAGGGCAAACUGGAGAACACCAAGAACGGCACGGCGGGCCUCAUUCCCUCGCCGGAGCUGCAGGAGUGGCGUGUGGCGUGUAUAGCGAUGGAGAAGACCAAGCAGGAGCAGCAGGCCAGCUGUACAUGGUUCGGCAAGAAGAAGAAACAGUACAAAGACAAAUACUUAGCCAAACACAACGCAGAUCUGGUGACGUAUGAAGAGGUGGUGAAGCUGCCGGGGUUCAAGAGGAAAACGCUGGUGCUGCUGGGAGCUCAUGGCGUCGGCCGAAGACACAUCAAGAACACUCUCAUCGCAAAACAUCCCGACAGAUUCGCAUAUCCCAUCCCACACACCACCAGACCUCCGAAGAAGGACGAGGAGAACGGCAAGAACUACUUCUUUGUGUCACAUGACCAGAUGAUGCAGGACAUCUCCAACAACGAUUACCUGGAGUACGGCAGCCACGAGGACGCCAUGUACGGCACGCGCCUCGAGACCAUCCGCCAGAUCCACGAGCAGGGCAUGGUGGUCAUCCUGGACGUGGAGCCGCAGGCGCUGAAGGUUCUGCGGACGGCUGAGUUUGCGCCAUAUGUCAUCUUCAUCGCAGCGCCGACUAUCACUCCUGCGAUGAACGAGGACGAGUCUCUCCAGCGGCUGCAGAAGGAGUCGGAGGCGCUGCAGCACUCUUACACGCAUUACUUCGACCAGACGAUCAUCAAUAACGAGAUCGACGACACUAUCCGCCUGCUGGAGGAGGCCAUCGAUCUGGUGUCUAGCACUGCGCAGUGGGUGCCGGUGUCCUGGGUGUACUAGCCAUCUCUCACACACACACACACGGACUUUACAGCCCGGCCACUACCAGUGCGUAGCGUUGUAUAUAUCUAUACAUAUAUAAAUAUCUAUAAAUAUGAAUAUAUAAGUCAUAGAUAUGGUCCUGUACGAAUAACAAGGGGGGUUGAUGACUUUUUAUACGGUUUUCUUUUUAAACGUACGAGAUGGCGUCUCAGAGCAAUGAUGAGCACAGUCAGUGGAGGGGGAGGAGCCAGCACCCAUCAGCCCCACCCUGUGGGCGUGGCUAUGUGACUCCACCCACUGGCCUGCAGUCUAUAAGCACAGCUGACCCUCUCUCUCUCUCUCACACACACACAUGAGCACCGUUUGCAUACACCCCUCUGUUUACAGAUGUAGGUUUGCACAAAGGGCAGCGGAGCCCAGCGCUCUUCCUCGGGCUGCUCCUCCUCUUCCUCUAGAUGUGUGUCGAGAUCCACCUCCGAGCCUCAUGCCCCGUGUAGUGACGUGUUUGUAAAUUGUCCUGGAUUUGAUUUCUUGUGCGGAACGAGGAGGAACAUAUUAAUUCCUAGAUCGACCAUUUCAGAAAAUGUGCUGUCUUAAGAGUAUUAUUGUUUUACUCCGAGAAAACCGAGAGGAUUUAAUUGUGUGUAAAUGUUUCAAUGGUGCGUAACUGUGCGGUUGAAAUGAAGUAGUGUGUGCAUAAACAACUGAACAGACUGUGUGAACUCUUCAUUUCAUAUCGCCCGGUGUAAAUUCCUCUGCAAGCGAAGAAACUGCUCUUCAGUGUGUCUGUCUGUUUGUUUUUUCUAUUUCCUUUCAUGUGUUGGAAAAAGUAAAUUGCUUUUGAAAUCA
This is a messenger RNA of Sinocyclocheilus grahami, 3900 nucleotides long. RefSeq names its product peripheral plasma membrane protein CASK-like. The record is from RefSeq and is a predicted model, not a curated record. Lineage: Eukaryota; Metazoa; Chordata; Actinopteri; Cypriniformes; Cyprinidae. Gene Ontology annotation, biological process: protein phosphorylation. The transcript has 29 exons. Gene Ontology annotation, molecular function: ATP binding; protein binding; protein kinase activity. Bases 265 to 3069 code for a protein of 934 amino acids.